Messenger RNA from Contarinia nasturtii (swede midge), 1572 nucleotides. RefSeq lists its product as uncharacterized. NCBI's taxonomy places the organism in Eukaryota, Metazoa, Arthropoda, Insecta, Diptera, Cecidomyiidae. The coding region runs from base 244 to 1371 and encodes 375 amino acids. The transcript is spliced from 6 exons. The record is from RefSeq and is a predicted model, not a curated record.
UUAUUGUAAUGCAACACUUGCUUCCAGUCGUAUUCGAACACUUAAUAUUUAAAACUCGACAAACGAAGGUUGUGCCGGUCCUGAUCUCAUAAAGAAAGAAAGGAAAAAAAACCCAACAAGAAGAUAAAUAAAAACCUAUUUUCGGCUGCUUGUAAUUCGUAUUCGAUUGUGCAGUACGUGUGAAGUAAAUUUUUUGCACCGUUUCUGUUUUGUUUUCAAUAUUCUCGUCCCUUUGAAUUAAAAAUGACAAACAAACCAAAAGUUCUAAUUCUUGGAGGUUGCGGAUUUAUUGGACGACAUUUGGUUUCGUAUUUGAUAAACAACGGCCUAGUGUCGCUUGUACGUGUUGUUGAUAAAACACCGCCACUCUUGGCAUGGCUAAACAAUCAACACAUGGCUGCGUUCAACGAUAACGCUGUCGAAUUUUGCAGUGCAAAUCUAAUUAAUCAAGCAUCGUGUAAGAAUGCAUUUAAACCACCGAAUGACUGUGAUUAUCCAUAUUGGGAUUAUGUAUUUAAUUGUGCGGCUGAAACGCGUCUAGGCAAAAGUGAUGGAAUCUAUCAGGAAGGCAUUUACAAAUUGAGUUUAAACUGUAUAAAUGAGGCGAUUGAACAGAAUGUGCAUCGAUAUAUUGAAUUCAGUUCAGGUAAUAUGCUGUCGAGUGAGAAAAAACCGAUCAAAGAGGAUUGCGAAAAGAAACCGUGGUCAAAAGUUGCACAACAAAAGCAACGCGUUGAAGACGAGCUUGACAAUCGUAGCAAUGAUUUAAACUAUACCAUUUUACGUUUGCCAUUAGUUUACGGAACCGGCGAUCACAAAGGAUUAGCUACUCGAUUGGUUAUAGCUGCAUUAUACAAGCAUAUGAACGAAACGAUGAAACUUUUAUGGAAUGAAUCGAUGAAAAUGAAUACGGUGCAUGUUGAUGAUGUUGUUGCGGCUGCAUUUGCAUUGGCUCAAAAUCCGUUGGCAAAUAAACAGUGCUACAAUAUUGUUGACGAUUCGCAAUCGACGCAAGGAAGCAUUUCAAAAAUUUUGGCAAACAUUUUUAACAUUAAAGUCGAUUAUUGGGGCGAAGGAAUUUCAAAUUUUUCGAAGUUGAAAAUUCCAACAUCGGUUAUUGUUGAAGAAAUCAAUGACAAGCAUAUGGCGCCAUGGGCUGACAUUUGUCUGAGAGAUAAAUGCGAAAAUACACCACUAUCGCCGUUCAUGGAUGGCGAGCUAAUACAACAUUGCCAUUUGAAUUUAUCCAAUGAAAAAUUGAAAGCGACCGGCUAUCGACUCAAAGUACCGAUUCUCACACAAGAAAGCAUAGAAGAAAUCGCCAACGAUUUUGCCAAACAAAAACUUUUACCAACAUCACUUUUGUACUGAGACUGAUACAAUUUUUAUCUCACAUUUAGCUCACUUUUAUUGAUAUUAUUAAUAUAUAAAUACGCCACGUGUUUGACUAUAAAAACAUUGAAUUUGUAUAUAAUUUGAAAAGUGCCUAAAAUUUGAUGAAUAUUAUUGACAGAAAACUCAAUUUAUGAGCUCUUUGGAUUUUAAUUGCAAAUAAAGUAUUUUAAGAAAUCA